GCAGAAGCGCCGGCUGGCGAUUUACACACGAAUGACACCCACAGAUUACGAAAACAAAGAUGGCGGCGAAUACGGCUGAGAACUUCCCCGAGCUGAAGAAUGACCUGAUGCUCCGUGCCGCCCGAGGUGAGAAGACAGAACGAGUGCCGGUCUGGGUGAUGAGACAAGCGGGCAGAUACCUGUCAGAGUUCCGGGCCAUGAGAGCUGAGAAUGAGUUCUUCAAGGUGUGUCAAACACCUGAGCUGGCCUGUGAAGUUACCUUACAGCCCAUCCGCAGAUUUCAGCUGGACGCUGCGAUUAUCUUCUCAGACAUUCUCGUGGUGCCGCAGGCCCUGGGUAUGACAGUAGAGAUGGUGCCAGGGAAAGGCCCCAGUUUUCCUGAACCACUGAAGGUACCAGAGGACAUGUCCAAACUAGACAAGGAUGUGGACGUAAACAAAACCCUCGGCUACGUGUUCGAUGCCAUCACUUUAACUAGGCACAAGCUGGAGGGGAAGGUGCCUCUUAUAGGGUUUUCUGGAGCACCAUGGACACUGAUGUGCUACAUGAUCGAGGGUGGGGGUUCUGAGAGCAUGAGUAAACCUAAACAGUGGCUGUACAAGUAUGAGGAGGCCAGUCAUCAGCUGUUAAACAUCCUCACUAAAGUCAUCAUAGACUAUCUGGUGGGCCAGGUCAUCGCAGGCGCACAGCUGCUGCAGGUGUUUGAGUCUCACGCCGGCCACCUGUGUCCCCGCACCUUCCACACGUUCGCCCUCCCGUACCUCAGCAUCAUCGCCAGGCAGGUGGAGGAGAAGGUUCGGGCCCAGGGCAAGGAACCUGUACCCAUGAUUAUAUUUGCCAAGGGUGCCCAUUAUGCCAUAGAGGACCUGGCCCAGAGUGGAUAUGAAGUAGUGGGGUUAGACUGGACUGUGAACCCCAAAACUGCACGACACCAGACCCAAGGGAAGGUGACUUUACAGGGGAACAUGGACCCUGGUGCUUUAUAUGCCUCUAAGGAGGAGAUCAGGACCAUAGUAAGAGAAAUGUUGGAACAGUUCGGGACGCAGCAGCACAUCGCAAACCUGGGCCACGGGAUCUACCCCACCAUCGACCCUGACCACGUGGAAGCUUUCGUGGACGCAGUACAUUCCAUAUCGGAGGAAAUCAACCUGGACAGCAAGAAGAAAAACUAGGAGCUGUUACGCUGCUGUCACAGUCGUCAUAGGUAGUGCUGUGUACUGGUUCGCUGGACCGGUUCUGGACUUGUAAAAAUGUUUCGGUUCAAGUCCAAAAAACCCUCAAAGUCAAGAACCGAUUU
Messenger RNA from Branchiostoma belcheri (Belcher's lancelet), 1297 nucleotides. RefSeq names its product uroporphyrinogen decarboxylase-like. The transcript is spliced from 10 exons. NCBI's taxonomy places the organism in Eukaryota, Metazoa, Chordata, Leptocardii, Amphioxiformes, Branchiostomatidae. The coding region runs from base 60 to 1172 and encodes 370 amino acids. Gene Ontology annotation, molecular function: uroporphyrinogen decarboxylase activity. Gene Ontology annotation, biological process: heme biosynthetic process. The record is from RefSeq and is a predicted model, not a curated record. Gene Ontology annotation, cellular component: cytosol.